Messenger RNA from Prosopis cineraria, 990 nucleotides. RefSeq names its product nudix hydrolase 2-like. Bases 43 to 774 code for a protein of 243 amino acids. The record is from RefSeq and is a predicted model, not a curated record. Gene Ontology annotation, molecular function: ADP-ribose diphosphatase activity; NADH pyrophosphatase activity; NAD binding. The transcript has 8 exons. NCBI's taxonomy places the organism in Eukaryota, Viridiplantae, Streptophyta, Magnoliopsida, Fabales, Fabaceae.
CUGAAUGGAGUUGAGGAUCAACAUGGAGGAGUCAUCGUAAACAUGAAAAAGCCUUUGGAUUCCGAAGUCUUUUCGUCUAUGUUAGACGCCUCAAUCUCAUACUGGAGACAACAGGGAAAGAAAGGAGUGUGGAUCAAGUUGCCCCUAGAAUUGUCAAAUCUCGUUGAGGCUGCUACCAAGGCGGGAUUUAGGUAUCACCAUGCAGAACCAGAUUACCUAAUGCUUGUACGUUGGAUUCCCAAUAAUACCCCUGACGUUCUUCCGGCCAAUGCUUCCCAUCGUGUUAGCAUUGGUGCUUUUGUUAUGAACUCUAAAAGAGAGGUGCUUGUGGUUCAAGAGAAAUAUGGCAGAUUCAGUGGAAUAGGACUAUGGAAGUUGCCCACUGGAGCUGUUGAUGAAGGUGAGGACAUAUGUACUGCCGCAACAAGAGAAGUCAAAGAAGAAACAGGGAUAGACACAGAUUUUGUUGAGGUUCUAGCAUUCAGGCAAGGUCACAAGUCCUUCUUCCAAAAAUCUGAUCUAUUCUUUAUUUGCAUGUUGCAACCACGUUCCUUUGACAUCCAAAAACAAGCAUCUGAAAUCGAGGCAGCUCAGUGGAUGCCGAUUGAUGAAUAUGCUGCCCAACCUCUUGUGGGAGGAAAUGAACUGGUCAAUUUGAUUACAAAAGUUUGCCUUGCAAGGUUUGGUGGGACCUACAAUGGCUUCUCUCCACAACUUACUACCUCUGCCUCUGGCAAACAGACUUUUCUCUACUUCAAUGGUCACUUUCCUUAGCUUUUUUGGAUAGUCAGUGAAACAAAUUUUUUUUUUUGUAAUUACAUAACACGCAUUAUUGUUAGUUUAUUUAAUGUGUCAGCUAGUUCAGCAAUGACUAGGCUGCUUAGCUUCUAGUAAUUUGUCAAAAAAGAAAAUAAGAUGAUGUUGCUCCCUCAAUAGUCGUUAGUAUUAACAAGGUUUUUUUUUCUUUUAAAUUUUUUCGGUUAUUUUCAU